AUUCGGCUUUCAAAAUGCCAUAUCCUGUGCCUCCUCUUAUUGAUUUCCAGCAGCAUCUCAGCCGUUUUGCAUGGUGGAAAGCAUAACGUCCAGAACGUGCUCGCCCCCCCUCUUUGCCUACAGCUGUGCGUGUAGAUGUUCUCUGUCUUUCACAGGAAAGGAGGCAGGACAUUCUUGGGCGUCUCUAGGACACUGUAGCUUUGCCUCCCUUCCAUUCAUUGUAUUUGCAAAACUAUUUACAACCCCGCCUUCACUCCUCCCCCAUUGCUCUGGUGGAAAGUGAAACUGAUUUUUGUAAUCCUCGGCUUCUACACAGCAACUAAAAAAAGAUUAUUUUCCAACUCAAAGAAUGCCCAGUUGUUUUGUGAAAUCGUGCUCCACAAACACGAAAAAUGCGACUAUCACACUGCAUGCUUUUCCACGCAAUAGAGAGAGAAUCAAAACCUGGCUUGAAAAAAUAAACAUUCCAAUCGAAGAAAUUGAAUCGUUGAUAGAAACUAUUUAUAAAUCUAAUUUAUGGACAUUCAAAGUUUGUUCAAAACAUUUUUCAGAAAAUGAUUAUGAACUAAGAGGCACAAAAAAACUUCUGAAGAGGACUGCUUAUCCUUCUCUGCUAUUAGAAAAAACAGGAAAAAGGUUUCAAGUUGAGUUUGAACACAACUAUUCAAAACGUCGAAAAAUAGAAAAUGCUAUGCCUUCACAAACUUCAAAAAAUGUAUUAGAUAUGAGCUCUGCGUCAAAUCAAACAUCAACAGAAUCAAGGGAUUGUGUAUCAAAAGUUAGUGACUGUGAAAUGCUAAUGCAUCAAUCUGCGGACUCUGAAUUGGUUGACAAUGUAUUUUUAAGUUCAAAUGAUAAUGAACCUACUGAAAUGAUUGAUCUAUUAGCGAAUCAAGUCGAAAUAACAAUUAGCAGUUCAAAUUCUUCACUUUCUCAAAAAAUCAAGCAGAAACCCAGAUGUAAAAUCGUUCAUCGAGGUAUCCAAUGUCACCUUAAAAAUAUAGUAAAACAAAAGAAAAUACAGGUAUGCAUACCUUUGCCAACAGUCUCUGUUGCUAUACAGUGUUCAUUGGUUGAAUUACCUGAAUUGACUCUUUUACCAACAUUAAAGACUAGUAUGUUUGAAUUUUUGAAUAUUGAAAAAAAUAAUGAUGAUUUUCUGCAAUCAUCGUUUUCAGAAAAUGUGAACCUACAAACAAAUUUAGAAUCUGAGAAAUUCAAACAACUUGAUGUUCCUAAAAUACAUCAUGAUCCAAAUGUUUUUGUUCUUGGAUUAUCACAAAUUAAAACUACAUUACCGGAAAAUGUUACAUUGGCUGAUAACGAAGACAUUUCAUUCACUACACCCCAAAAAAAAAAGGAUAAAGACCAAUCUUAUCGUCCAUCUGAAGAAGAGGAGGAAAUGUAUUGUGAAGAAUUGGAGGAAGAACAUUUAAAAUGUGAUCUAUCUGAACCGGACCUAUCGUUUUUAGCUGUUCACGAACAGAAGGAACCCGCCAAUGUGUCAAUCCAGAAUACAUUUUUGGUUUUUGAAGGAUGCUUAGAUCAAUUAUUGAUGCGAUCUCCUUGCUUACAAGAUCAAACUUGCACGGGGAGUAUAAUUGCUCUAAAAAAAAAUAUUAAAGGCUCUGCAUUAAUUGUGCAUGCAGAGUGUAGUCAACACCACAAAUUCAAAUUGUGGCAAAGCCAGCCAUUAUUAGGGCGAAUUCCAGCUGGAAACUUGAUGAUUUCAUCCGCAAUAGUUUGCAGUGGAUCAAACUAUUUGAAGAUUAAAAAUUUUCUUUCAAUGUUAAAAAUGUAUAGCAUUUCUGCAACUACACAUUACAACAAUCAAAAAAAAUACAUAUUCCCAACUAUUGAACAUCAUUGGUUAACAGAACGAACCAAAAUUAUUAAAAAAAUUGGUGUAAAUACUGUAGCAUUGAUUGGUGACAGCCAAUGUGAUUCACCUGGCUUCAAUGCAAAGUACUGCACCUAUACGUUGAUGGAUGCAGAAACAGAUUGCAUUAUAGAUUUUCAAGUGGAACAACUGCAAACUGGUCGUACAUCCGUUUCACUCGAAAAAUUGGCAUUUGUCGAGGCCUUUGAGCGUGUUUUAAGGGAUCAGGUGAAGGUAAAAAUCAUUGCAACCGACAGACAUGUCUCCAUAAGAAAAAUAAUAAGGGAGAAAUAUCCAACAAUAAGGCAUGAAUUUGAUGUUUGGUAUAUGGCAAAAUCAAUUGGUAGGAAAAUUAUAGCUGCAAGCAAAAAAAGCGACAGCAAGGAACUUUCUGGCUGGGUUUCUUUAGCCAAAAAUCAUUUAUGGUGGGCAUCAAGUACUUGUCAGGAUAAUACAAAUCUGCUUCAAGAAAAAUGGCUGUCAAUGAGUUUUCAUGCAUCAAAUGUACAUGAAUGGCAAGGAAAUGGCCUAUACCAUCGUUGUUCUCAUCCGCCAAUACCUACCGAUGAACAGAGGCAAUAUGAGUGGCUUGGACAAGGAUCUACAGCUCACCACAACUUAAAUGACAUCAUUCAAGAUCAGAGAUUUUUAAAGGAUCUUCCUCAUAUUUCUGGUUUUUACCAUAGAGGUGAGAUUGAAGUUUUUCACAGUAUGGUUUUAAAAUAUAGAUCGAAACGGCACCACUUUUCAAUGGACGGCAUGGUUGCCAGAACACAACUUGCUGCACUCGACCACAAUCGCAACAUAAACCGCUUGCAUGCAGUUGUUCAGAAACCCCAAAAAAAUUCUGAAAAAAAGGGUGCUUUGCAUUAUUGUUAUGGCUUUAGCAAGACAAAAAAAGACUGGGUUGUAGGCAAAGUAUAUAAACCAACUAAUCAAUCAUUUGUGAAAGAGAUCAUCAGAGAUGUCAUUGACCAUGCCGCCGGAUUAAUUUUUUUUUAGCUGGCAUUAGAGACCGGUUAAUGUUUCACAAAACAUUGCGGCAUUUCCACGUCCAGAAAAAAACAAAAUGCUCUCUAAAUAUCUCGUUUUGACUGAAAACAAAAAUACUUUUUUUGUGGUUAAUUUAUUGAAUAUAAAAUUAGUCUGUAUAAAUAGAAUAUCUUUCUUUAUCUGUUGUAUUUGUAUGUUUAUUUAAAAAAAAAUAAAAAAUUUGAAAUGGAAGUUGUAAAAAAUAAA
Molecule: messenger RNA, 3118 nt
Organism: Rana temporaria (common frog)
Lineage: Eukaryota; Metazoa; Chordata; Amphibia; Anura; Ranidae
Exons: 2
Coding region: 350-2881 (843 amino acids)
Source: RefSeq, a predicted model, not a curated record